AGGAAGAUAUGCAAAUGUCAUCCCCAGAAGCCGAAGCGCCACCAACACUAGAACCUGAAACGGUUGUAGUGAAGCCGUACGAUCCCAAGGCACAGAGCGGAGGUGCCGCAGCAGUGCUCAUGCAGCAAUGUCCCAACUGUAAGGAGAUGAUAUCCACACAUCAGAUCGAGGAACACAUCAGAAUUGAACUGCUAGAUCCCAGAUGGCGGGACCAGAAAGACCGCAUGCAACGCGAGAAACAAACGGCCCCGGAGGUGUACGCGUCCGCAAGCAACAUGGAGGCGUCACUGAAACACAUGGCUCAGUUCCGAACAGAUAUCUUUGGCAAUGAGAAGGAGACCGAUAUAGGUAGGUAG
Messenger RNA from Sphaeroforma arctica JP610, 356 nucleotides. RefSeq lists its product as hypothetical. The record is from RefSeq and is a predicted model, not a curated record. Lineage: Eukaryota; Ichthyosporea; Ichthyophonida. Gene Ontology annotation, cellular component: catalytic step 2 spliceosome; U2-type prespliceosome; U2 snRNP. Gene Ontology annotation, molecular function: RNA binding. The annotation marks the transcript as partial. The transcript is spliced from 3 exons. Gene Ontology annotation, biological process: regulation of alternative mRNA splicing, via spliceosome; mRNA cis splicing, via spliceosome.